GCGACUCGCGAGACGAAAACAAUUAGCUAGGAAGUGCAAGUCAAUUGAGAGAGCAGCGUAAUUGUGUUUACUAAGUUUAAGCGUUUAGAUUAGUGCGAAUACUCAGCGGGGCAACAAGAUGCAAAGUGUCCUCAACACCGUCAAAGGCACGGCUCUCAAUGUGGCCGAGUAUCUAACGCCCGUUUUGAAGGAAUCCAAAUUCCGCGAGACGGGCGUUCUUACUCCGGAGGAGUUCGUUGCCGCCGGAGAUCACCUGGUCCACCACUGUCCCACCUGGCAGUGGGCCGCCGGCGAUGAGACCAAAACAAAACCCUACCUUCCCAAGGAUAAGCAAUUCCUGAUAACGCGCAAUGUGCCGUGCUAUCGCCGCUGCAAGCAGAUGGAGUACGUCGGCGAGGAGACGUUGGUGGAGGAGGAGUCCGGCGAUGGAGGGUGGGUCGAGACCCACCAGCUGAACGACGACGGCACUACCCAGCUGGAGGACAAGAUCUGCGAAUUGACAAUGGAGGAGUCAAAGGAUGAAAUGCACACUCCAGAUAGCGACAAAUCAGCCCCGGGCGCUGGAGCCGAGGCCGAAGACGAGGAUGAUGACGAGGCCAUUGACAUGGACGAUUUCGAGGAGAGCGGCAUGCUGGAGCUCGUCGACCCGGCGGUGGCGACCACCACUCGCAAACCGGAGACGGACGACAAGGCCAGCCCAGUGGCAGCCGCAUCUGGGGCGGAGGCCAGCGGUGACUCAGUGCUCCACACGCGCACCUACGACCUGCACAUCAGCUAUGACAAGUACUAUCAGACGCCGCGCCUUUGGGUGGUGGGAUAUGAUGAGCAGCGCAAACCACUGACCGUGGAACAGAUGUACGAGGAUGUCUCCCAGGAUCACGCCAAGAAAACGGUCACCAUGGAGUCGCACCCGCACCUGCCAGGACCCAACAUGGCCUCGGUGCACCCAUGUCGGCAUGCCGAUAUUAUGAAGAAGAUUAUCCAGACGGUGGAGGAGGGCGGCGGUCAGCUGGGAGUGCAUUUAUACUUGAUCAUAUUCCUGAAAUUCGUUCAGACCGUCAUACCAACCAUCGAGUACGACUUUACGCAGAACUUCAACAUGUCUUAAGACCCGCCAUGCUUUUCAAUAUUGACGCAAUACAAUUUUACUCAUUAAACGCAAGUUUGUGAACCAAUAAUCGAAUAAAGAUUUGGGCAAACAGCUAAAAACAUGAA
Drosophila subpulchrella is the source of this 1215-nucleotide messenger RNA. RefSeq names its product ubiquitin-like-conjugating enzyme ATG3 (gene Atg3). Gene Ontology annotation, cellular component: cytosol; cytoplasmic ubiquitin ligase complex. Gene Ontology annotation, molecular function: Atg8-family ligase activity. The coding region runs from base 119 to 1108 and encodes 329 amino acids. Lineage: Eukaryota; Metazoa; Arthropoda; Insecta; Diptera; Drosophilidae. The transcript is spliced from 4 exons. Gene Ontology annotation, biological process: autophagy of mitochondrion; autophagosome assembly; nucleophagy. The record is from RefSeq and is a predicted model, not a curated record.